This is a messenger RNA of Rhinolophus ferrumequinum (greater horseshoe bat), 6180 nucleotides long. RefSeq names its product t-complex 11 like 1 (gene TCP11L1). Bases 793 to 2097 code for a protein of 434 amino acids. NCBI's taxonomy places the organism in Eukaryota, Metazoa, Chordata, Mammalia, Chiroptera, Rhinolophidae. The transcript is spliced from 9 exons. The record is from RefSeq and is a predicted model, not a curated record. Gene Ontology annotation, biological process: signal transduction.
CCCUCCGUGGGGCGGGCGCCUCCAGGUUAAGAGGUACCCCAUCCUUCCCGACGCGGAGGGGCGGCAGAGGUUGGCCGGUACCCACCCGAGGCGGGUGGGCAGGACCGCGAGAGAUUUGGCCUCUGAGGGGCAGAAGCUGAACGGCCCGGCCUUCGGCGGCACCGGGCCCCGCCUGAUUCCCCGCCCCAGCGACAGGAGGGAGAACGCCGACUCCGCGGCAGUUGAGGGAUGGGGACGCGGAGGCUGGCAAUCCUGCGAGAUCCGCACGGGUAACACGAGGUCGAAAUCAUUGGCAUGUCUUCGCCUUUUCCCGUCGGGUCGGGUCGUGAUGUCGGGUGGAGGCGAGGAAGAGGCAGGGACAACGAUCGGAUUGAGGUUUAGCGCGGCCUUUGUCCCACCCCUCGAGGCCCUCCUCCAGGCGCGCCCCGCUUCCAUCGCUUGCUCUCAGCUGGGCCACUCCCUUGCCGGUCCAAACAGUUGUUUACAACGGAAUCUGGAGGCUGGGAGUGAGUGGCACUGAGUGCCAGAGAAAGUGAUUCCCAGCGUCGGUGGACAGAGCCCCUUUCUUUUGCUGAAAGACCUUUUAUACUGGGGAGUCGCCUGUGUCCACCUUGGGCCCGUCGCGAAGCUCAGAUAGACAGUCUUCACCGCAAGUGCUAGGAUCCUCCUACCGUCGGUUGCCGUUUUGGGGAUAGCGGGAGUUGGUGAUUGUUGAAUGAAUGAGCACACUCUAGUCCUCCUCGUUUUGUGACUGUAGAAGAACUUCUAGAGACAGCAAAAGGAGUCACUAACAUGGUUUUAGCCCAUGAAAUUAUAGUAAAUGGAGACUUCAGGAUUAAACCUAUUGAAUUACCAGAAGACAGUUUGGAGAAGAGAGUAAAGGAGAUUGUACAUAAAGCUUUUUGGGAUUGCUUGAGUGUCCAGCUAAGUGAUGACCCGCCAUCAUAUGACCAUGCCAUUAAACUUGUCGGAGAGAUCAAAGAGACUCUCUUAUCUUUCUUGCUGCCUGGUCACACUAGACUGAGAAACCAGAUUACAGAAGUCUUGGAUCUGGAUCUGAUAAAGCAGCAGGCAGAGAAUGGGGCCCUAGACAUUUCCAAACUGGCAGAAUUCAUCAUUGGCAUGAUGGGGACACUGUGUGCACCUGUUCGAGAUGAGGAAGUGCAGAAACUAAAGAACAUUAAGGAAAUCGUGCCCCUUUUCAGGGCAAUUUUUUCUGUGUUGGACCUAAUGAAAGUCGAUAUGGCGAACUUUUCUGUCAGCAGCAUUAGGCCACAUCUCAUGCAGCAGUCAGUCGAAUAUGAAAGGAAGAAGUUUCAAGAGCUUUUGGAGAAGCAGCCAAAUUCCCUGGACUUUGUCACCCAAUGGUUGGAAGAAGCUGCAGAUGACCUUAUGAAUCAGAAGUAUAAAAAUGCCCUGCCAGCGGGGGGCGGGGCCUCUGGCUCUGAUGAGGGUCCUGUGCCAAAUCCCGUUGCUGUCCAGAAUCAUGCGUACCUGAGGCUCCUGAAAUGGGACCACCUCCAGAGACCUUUCCCUGAGACUGUUUUGAUGGACCAGUCUCGCUUCCAAGAGCUCCAGCUCCAGCUGGAGCAACUGACCAUCCUGGGGGCCGUGUUGCUGAUCACAUUCAGCAUGGCAGCCUCAGGAAUUUCCAGCCAGGCCAACUUUGCUGAGAAACUCAAGAUGAUUGUGAAGAUUCUGCUAACAGAUAUGCAUCUGCCCUCCUUCCGUCUGAAGGAUGCCCUGACCACCAUUGGGGAGAAAGUCUGCCUGGAGGUGAGCAACUGCCUUUCCCAGUGUGGAUUCACCCCCUUUACCAUGGACAAAGAAAUCGUGCUCAAGGGCCAGAUCCAGGCCGUGGCCAGUCCUGACGACCCCAUCCGCAGGAUCAUGGAUUCCCGAAUCCUGACCUUCUUAGAAACCUACCUUGCGUCAGGUCAUCAGAAGCCAUUGCCCGCAGUACCUGGGGGAUUGGGUCCAGUCCAAACAGAACUGGAGGAAGUUGCCGUUAAAUUCGUUCGCCUGGUCAACUAUAACAAGAUGGUCUUCAGUCCCUACUAUGAUGCAAUUCUCAGUAAGACCCUUGUCAGAUCCUAACGUGAUGUUCCCUACAGCAGCACUAUUAUCUACUCAACUCAGAAUACCUGUUCUCAACUAUAACGUUGCUUUGGAAAAUGGCUACAUUUAGUACAUUGGUAUUUAGUAGCAUUGAUUCCAAAAGGAAGAAUAUUGUGUAUCACUGUUGAAAAGACUUGUUGAAAAAUGCACUGAAUUCUCUUUUGAGGGUUUGUAUUUAUGAGUGAAAGUUUACAAAUCAAAGGAGCUUUUUCUUAUCUUGAGUUUUUAAAUGGUUACCUGCCCUGUGUCUCUACCCCCCCACACCCCAUUAUGAUUGUGGCCGCCUUUCCCGGGAGGCUGGGACCUCUCGGCUGCCAUCUGGGUAGUUUUUCUUUCACAUACCCAAGAGUAUCUGACAGUCACCUAGGAGUGGAAGCAACUAAGCCAUGACGGUGUUUAGACUCUUGCCCCUCUCUCGCAGGCUUCCCACCCGUUGUCCCUCCAGGUAUUUUGUGUUAGAAGGGCUUAUACAGUCCUACUGCCUUUCCCGCUGACCCCCCAUUUAUUGCUUCUCCCUGUCUGACCUAGCCAGAGCUCCAGAGCCCUUUUGUUCUAGAGGAGACUUACUUGAUUUUGAGAAGCUUAUUCUUUUACCCAAAAUUACUCCUGAGCCUGGAUGAUAGGAUUAUGAUUUAUGGGAUCUAGAGAAAGGAAAUUCUUUGACUUUUAAGCCUUGAAAGUUAAGGAGGAAAUAUUUAUAUUUUUAAAUAUAUGUUAGUGUACUGUAAAAGGAGAUAAAUGUCAGGAGUUUUUAACUGAAAAAUUCAGUCUGACACAAUGCACAGAUGUUAUUGAUUGGAUUAGAAUUCCAGAAUUAGAGUGAAGUGGUUUCAGAUAAAAUAGUGUACGUUGACGUAUUUCUUUGGUAAGGAAGUCACAGAAAAUCCCUGGGUUUUGAGCAGUAUUUUUCAAGGAACUUCAGUGACCAGAAUUCCUGACGUAGCCUGUGACUGAAAGGGGAGUUUGGGUUUCAUAGAUGACCUGUUCUAUUAAAAAAAUAAAAUGUGUGCAUGUGCAUGUGUGUAUUUCAGACAUUUUAUUAGGAGCAGAGCCAUGCAGUUGUUGGCAGUGAUCUCCGACUGCUGGGACAGCAGGGGGUGAAUAAUGCAAGGAGUCCCUUUAUUAAAGGUGACGAAGGGUGUGGGUGGAGUGAGGGCCAGGGUGUGGGCGGCCAGGGGACACUUACCCUGUAGACCGUCCAGUGAUACCGGGCUUCGGAGGAGUGAAUGGUUGUACUAGGAGAAUAUGAUUUCUCCAGAUACAUGCCACAGGCUUUUUACUUGCCGUCAGAAAUGUAUGCUGCAUUAUGUGGUCAGACGUCAUAUCAUUCAAGUUUAGACUCAAGGAUGUAUCUUCCUUAGUUUCAUUGGAAAGGGACAAAAGUUCAGUAAGUAGAACUUUCAAAAACGAAAUCGUAUCUUUUAUAGUGGAUUCAGUGUGGUCCCUCUUGGAAUGGUUUCCAGAGGUGAGGUUGCGAAUGGCAGCCGUGCUCAUGGGCUGUGUGGUAUCACUUCCCCGGCUGGGAAGCCCGAGGGGGGCAGCACUCAGCACCCCCUCCAAGAAUGAAGGAGGGGAGCUUUACCCCCAAAUACACCAGGUGGAUCACUACUUCCCGCAGUUGUUCUUCCUAAAUCUCCAAUUUCUUCUUUUUGCUUUCUUUCGUAAUUGUUAACUCUCACAAGAUUUUUCUUACCCCCCGCGAGUUCCUAAAUUGACAAAGUUUGGGAGUUUAGAAUCUUAAAUGCAUAUCGUCUAAUGGGGAGUUUCACAGACUCUCAUGACCCCCCUACCUCAGUUUCCACUGGUGGAGUUCUACAAGUGGCAAAAGCCAAGAAUGAAGGAGGCAAAGUUCAGAAUCACAGUAUUCAUAUUGAAUCGUUUCGUUGUUGCUCUUUGAAGAUAAGUGAGCUAAGUUUUCUCCUGGAAUCUCAUGGGAUUAUCACUAAGGGCCAGGAAAAUUCACUUAGUUCAUUUAGUCACUCAGGAAAUGAGUAAGCAUCUACUUGUAACUCCUCCCUACAGCUCUCUAGCUCUCCCUCCAAGACAAAAUAUCCUAUGGCAUAUAAAUUAUCCCUCCAUAUUGAAUUGGUUCUAUAUAUUGCAGACUGAUUAGAUUUGACAUGAUUUCCUGCCUAAUGGGUUUGUGGAAACACGUGUCUUUUAUGAAACUGCUAAGUUUAUUUGGCAGUAGUACUUUACUACAUGUGGAUAGAACUGAGAGCCUUGAGAGUUAGGUCAGUAUCAACAAGUGAUUUAUUUGACAGUCGAAUGAAUGAAUGAAUGUCUAGAGUAGUAACUGCUACUUUGUCAGCUCUCAGUUGGGUGGAUAGAUUAUUAGUCUAGGUGUUUUUGUUUUUAAAUCUCAUUACUUUUAAAGCAAGCUUUACAUGUGAUUGUUUAUAUAACCAUGCAACCCAGCUAUAAAUAUAUUUCAGGUAAGAACCACACUGAUAGGAUGUCUUAUUGGUUAAAUGCAGCAGACAAUAUAGGUAAUAAGAACUUUUUUCUGUGUGAAGAAAGGUUAUUAAGUUUGACAUAAUAGGCAUAUAAGGUGCACCUACUGGCUGAUGAUUGUAAAUGGAUUAUUCAGCAAUUCUGUUUUUGUGGCAGUGCUUAUUUUCAUUUCUCCAAGCCUUAAAAUUCCUGGGAAUAGAAAGGUGUUGCUGCCACCAACUUUCCUGGUGAGUUUCAAAAGAAAUAGGUGUUUGCUGUUUGAUUUCCAGAUUUAUAUGUCUAACAUUUGUGUUUGUUUUCAUUUGGAGGCAGGGUGGGAGAGUGCCGAGAUGGGGAGCUGUCAAGAAACCAGAGUUCUGAUCCCAUUUCUGUUCCAUACUAGCUGAGGCAAAUCAGGACCAUUUCUAACACCUACAAGUGAAAGGACCAGACUUGUCCUGGAAGCUCUUUUCCAGUUCUGACAUUCUGUGAUAAAUCUGACUUCAAUAACUUAAGUGGACUGCAGUAGGAAUGUGCACAAAGCUCCUGAUUUAGAGGAAGAUCUGGGUUUGAGUCUUUCCUGUGUUGCCUUCUUACUAGUUGUACGUUAUGGCCAGUAAGGCAAAAUAUUGGCCUCAAUAUUUUCAUCUGUAAAAAUUGGAACAAUACCAACUCACACUUCCUGUGAGGAUAACAUUUGAUAAUGGAUAUUAGAAUGCUUUGUGCAUGGACUGUAAGUUCCUUUAUUAAUGACAAAGGAGAGCACAUACCUUCUACCUGUAGGUGUACAUCUGUUAUCGUUAACUGUCGGUGCCAACCUCCCUUCACUCAGGCACAUUUUACAGGCCUAUAGUUUCCCUCCUAUCCUGUCCCAAGACUAUUAUUUCCUUUCAUCAUCUCCUACUGGAGCUGCAGUGUUACCGUAUCUCCCAGUGUCCACCUCCACCCCAGUGAUUUCUCCCCGUCUCCACCUCUGUACUAUUGUUUGAACUAAAUGAAUGCAUGAACGAACAAAUGAAUGGAUGACUGAACAGUAAUGGGUGAUGGGCUAUGACACUCAUAUUUAAAGGCAUAAUCUCAUUGAAAACAUACUCUAAAUAAAGAACUACAAUGAUGUUUGCAAAUGCAUUUAAAUUGGAUUCUGUGUUGUGUAACUAUUUUAAUGGAUAGCCUUUUAUUCAUAGUAUUGAAAUCAACUCAGUAGGAUGAGAGAGGGGAAGGCUUUAAGCCCAAUAAGCUUGAUUAGCCUAUCAGAUGUUAACUGAUGCUUUCAGAAAUACCUCAAGUCCUAGAAAAUAAGUGUCAGAAAUCUAAACAGGGCAGAAUUUUACUUAAAACUGCCCCUAGUAUGGGUUUCUGUCAUACCUUAUUAUAUUGCCUUCUGAACCUAAGAACCAGAACUAAUCUAUAGGCCCAGGGUGAUGGAGUGUUUAGUUUUGAAAUCAGAUGUGUCUGGAGUUAGCAGCAAUAGUCAGAUUUCACCAUUGUCAGGUUUGUCAUAUCUGAACAUUGAGAAGCUUUAAGUGCAACUUCUGACUUAAAAGCACCCUUAAAAUGGAAGCAAACUAUUUUUUUUCGUGUUUCUCAUUCAUGUUACCUCUUUUUAUUUAAAAAAAUUUUUUUUAAUUG